UUAAGACUUUUGUUACGCAAUGCAAAUUUUACAUUCACCGUACCCAUACGAAAAAAUAUUACGCUUCAGAAGAUUCACUAAAUUGGUACCGAGUAGAAGACACAGUAUCACUGGAACUUUAAAGGUCCGUGAGGGUCUUCAAAAUGCCGAAGGCGCCAGUGCAAAAGAAAUGCCGAGUUCACAAAGAAGUGAGCAAGGUUAGCACCAAAGCUGGGGUGAAGGGAGCAAAGCCAGCAUCGAAAGCAACAGCCCAAGGAUUGGUCUUCAACACGGAUCUGGGUCAACACAUCUUAAAGAACCCACUUAUUAUCAACUCUAUGGUGGAAAAGGCUGCUUUAAAGUCAACAGAUGUAGUGCUUGAGGUUGGUCCAGGUACAGGUAACAUGACCGCUAAGCUUUUAGAACAGGCCAAACGAGUCAUUGCCUGUGAAGUGGAUGCUCGUAUGGUAGCAGAAUUGCAUAAACGAUUUCUGAACACACCAUACCACUCUAAGCUAGACAUAAGAAUUGGAGAUGUGUUAAAAGCAGACCUUCCAACUUUUGAUAUCUGCGUUGCAAAUUUGCCGUAUCAGAUUUCUUCACCAUUUGUCUUCAAGCUGUUGCUUCACCGACCCAUUUUCAAAUGUGCAAUUCUUAUGUUUCAACAAGAAUUUGCUCAGAGAUUAGUUGCCAGACCAGGUGAUAAGCUAUAUUGCAGGCUUACUGUUAACACUCAGUUGUUAGCCAAGGUAGAUCACAUCAUGAAGGUUGGCAAAAAUAACUUCAGGCCUCCUCCAAAGGUUGAGUCAUCAGUUGUCCGAAUAGAACCGAAGAACCCAGUUCCAAAGAUCAACUUCUCAGAGUGGGAUGGUCUUCUUCGCAUUGCUUUUGUAAGAAAGAACAAGACUCUUGCAUCAGCUUUUAAACAAACAUCAGUAAUACAGACCUUAGAAAAGAACUAUAAAACAUGGUGUUCUGUGCAUGAAAAGAAAAUCCCAGAAGACUUCGACAUAAAGACAAAAGUUGAAGAUAUUUUGGUAGAUGGUGAAUUUGACAAGAAACGAGCAAGACAGAUGGAUCAGGAUGAUUUUCUAGCAUUAUUACAUGCAUUUAAUAAAGAAGGAAUUCAUUUUGUAUAGGCAUUUAUAAUAUAGAGUUUAGGAAAUUAUAUUAAUCAAUUGCAAGGUCAACAGUUAAUAGCCAAUACUAUUCAGGUGUUUGUACCCUAGUGAAAGAUGGGGAAAUAUAUUUUUGUAAACCUCUAGAUCUUUCACACUUGUUUUAUUUCUAAUUUUCAAUAUUAUCAUGGACUAUUGUUCUAGACAGUUUAUGGCCACCAGUUACUAAAGUUUCAUGCUUUUUCGUAUUGAAUGGUGAAUGAUGAUAUGUUGAAUGUGUGUUAUUUAGUAAUAUUUAUCCAUCAUUAUUCAGCAUUCUAUGCAAGGAACACUUAAGACAUUUUUCCUCUCAUGUUGGAUUUUACUCUUAUUUAUCAACAUGUUAAAUUGCAUGGUGUGGGUGUGCAGGAUUUGGCUUGUGGUUGUUAUGUAUUUAUUAUUGGUGUGUAUAGAAGUAUGAACUCAGUGUGAAACAGAAAUGAAAGAUUAAGGAAACAUCAGUUGAUGUGAAUCUUUUAUGGUUGUGUAAUUGUGUGCUGCAUGUUGUAUAUAUGAAUUUCUGAUUCAUAUUCUUACUCUUAAGAGUUUUUAGUUAUGAGACUUUGUCACUGACUGAUACACUCCAUUAACAAUAACCAUUCAUAACAACAGAAAUGAUUUCCCGCAAAUCAGACAGUAAUCAAAAUUUUCACUUCGCUAUUUUUUUUUUUUUUUUUUUUUUUUUUUUUUUUUUUUUUUUUUUUUUUUUUUGUAUCGUUUAGAGAAAAAAAAUUAUCCUAGUUUAUUUAUUUUGUUCAUAACCUUGUGUAUAGAAAGUUUCCAUGUUGUUUUGAUCUAGCAUUCUUGGGGAUCAACCUCUUCAGGCUUGUUGCUGAGCCAUAUCUGAUGUGUAGAAACUGUUUACAUGUGAGAAAAUCCUCAGUAGGAACUCGGAUCAACAGACAAAGGUUCUCUCUUUUCGGACUACAGAGGGACUUCGGAGGUACUCUUGAUGGUUGAGCCAGUGUGUAGUCAUUAUCACUAUGCGUGUCCUGUCACCACAGUACCCUAAAUGAUUAAUGUUAGGUUUGCAUUUCAAAUAAGAGAGAGUUAAUGAGUAAAUAAAUGUAGAGGAUGAUAGAAAAUAUAAAUGUAAAUCAGAAUAUUGUAUUAGAAGUUAAAACAGAAAAGUGGUAAUGUUUGGGGAUGAAUAAAAUUUGAUUUUAUAUUAAUUUUUUUUUAUUUUUUUUUUUAAAUACUAGUUUGGAAGCUUAGUUUUUGGCUCUGCAGGUGAUCAGCUAGGAAAGGGGUAUGGAACGCAUUAAUAUAAGCUUGAUUUUGAUUUUGAACUUGCAUCAUUUUGAUGUUCAUCUUGAUUUUGAACUUGCAACAUUAUUUCUGCACCUUCUUAUUCUUAUUUUUUCUAUGCACUCUUGUCCUGAAUUUUGACUUUUGAAAGGUUGAGAUAUGAAAAUUAUGGUUGAAUUUUUUUUUUUUUUAUAUAUAUAUAUAUAUAUAUAUAUAUAUAUAUAUAUAUAUAUAUAUAUAUAUAUUUAUAUAUGUAAGCAGGUUUUUCCUUGAGAGCUGCUGGUAGCCUUUUCGAAAUGGGGAUGAAUGCAUAUGCCAGCAGGCUGUGAAGUGUGAAAUUCGUAGCAGAGAUUAUUGGCCAACUUUUUGUAAAUUUCAGGGCAGAGGUGGUAAUUUUUCAGUUUUCUCUUUAAUAUCUUAAUCACUUAUCUUUAUUAUUUUCCUGAUUUUUCAGGAAAAUUAUUUCAUAUUCUUCACCCCAGCAUCAUAUGUGUCGACAAAUUUUGUAUCAUGCUUCAUUGCAUACAGGGAGGAAAUUGGAAGCAUUUGGGCCAUAUUAGCUUUAAUAAUUAUAAGCAAGAAAGUGCUUUGCGAGCUGUUUGAUAUUUGAAGCAACAUUGCAGUGCAUAUCCAUUGCCAGUCAGAAACAUACUUAUGUCAGGAAUCUCGCAUGUCUUAGGUGUUUGAAUUUGAGUGUUGGUUGGUAAUAGAAGAGUUUUGUUGAAAUCCUCUAUUUUGAGGUGAGUGUCGUGAAUACUAUUUAUUAGUUCAGGGACUGUAAAAAUGUCUAUUGAGCCUUGAGCCUUUCUUUCUUCAUACUGCAAGAUGUUUAGCCUACCUUGAUGGUUAUUUGGUAAUUAACAGAUCAAUAUCCAAGAUAACAAGGAUUAAAAUAUAAGAAUUAAUACCAUCAAGUGAGAUAGGCUCAAGGUGAUCUCACAUUUAGCUGUAGUAAUGUAAAAAGAAGUUCUGUUCAUCUUCUGAGAAUGAAAUAGUUUGCAAAGUUUAACCAUUGGUGAUUGUUAUAUGUAUUGUCCACUGUGGUUUGGUUUUAUUAAUUUUCUUUAUAUAUAGAUGGCUUCACAAAAAGUUGGUCACCAAGGAGCCAGCUGAUCACAUUUGUUUACACUACUCCUAGAAUUUCUGGUGAAAAAAAAGAUAUAUUGCUAUUAUUAUUAUCGUUAAUAACAAUAUUGUUAUUAUUGCUGUCAUCAUUAUUAUAGCAUUAUUUACAAUAAUAAUGGUAAUCGAAGUAGAAUUUUUUUUUUUUACAAAUUCAAGUAUAGGGAUAAUUAGCAAAGUCAAGUAAACCUUGUUACUGACUUCUGGAGCCACUUGCAUGUAAAAAAAAUGAGUAAAAUAAAACCAUAAUGGACAGUACACAUAUACAUGUACUCUUGGCGUCAAACAGGUGAAGCACUGUGUGUGAGUCAACAUGAGGAAGUAUGUGGUUGACCAAUUAUAAUAUCUAAGUAUAACAGAGGAAGCAAAGUAUUUUGCAAUUUCUUAAAUAUUUGGAAGUGUUAUCUUUAACAUUCAGGAAUGUUUUUUUUAAUGUUAUUCUUAUCUCUUUCUAUCUUAUAUACAUUUAUAAUUGAAUUGGCAGUGUGUAGAUUCAGAAGUCUCUCUUGUGAAGAGUAUUGCAAAUAAUUAAAAAUAGUAGUCACUGAUAAUGUCUUUAUUCUUACUAAAAACAGGCUUUAAUCUCUUAAAAAAUAGUUACCAAUAGGAUAUCCAUGAUACCUAAAUUCAUUCAAUAGUAUUAAAUUUUGCAAUCUUUACCAUACAGAAAACAUUUAGAUAAUAGUGGAAAAGUUACAUUACCCUCUGUUUACAUAGUUUACUUUUUGAAACCUUCACACAAUGAUUUGCUUUAUAAGAAGACCGCAUGGUAUCAAUUUUGGGAGUAGUGUGAAAAAAGUAAAACUGUGUGCAGUUCUAAUAGCUCUGAAAUGUUGAUGCAACAGAAGGGAAAUGUGACACCAGAUAAUGUUGAAAUAUCUUGGUAGUUCCUUUCAAAAGGACCUAGAAGAGAUGGGAAACAUAAGCCAGAUGUAAUAUCAACAGUACUGGUUUCAAUGCAGGUACUCUAUUGCCACAUAAUGUUUAGUUGAACUGGUCAUAGUUUUCAUGAGAGGUCCUUAUAAAUCGGUACAAUCCAAUUUUUUUUUAAAAUUUUUGUCCCAAUAGAUUUGAUUAUAAAUUAUUUGUGUAACAUAGACCAGUGGUGCGCUGUUCUGUGAUACUAAUUGUUCAACAUGAGGUAUGAGACACUGUG
Molecule: messenger RNA, 4662 nt
Organism: Penaeus chinensis
Lineage: Eukaryota; Metazoa; Arthropoda; Malacostraca; Decapoda; Penaeidae
Product: probable dimethyladenosine transferase
Exons: 6
Coding region: 144-1118 (324 amino acids)
Biological process (GO): rRNA methylation
Cellular component (GO): mitochondrial matrix
Molecular function (GO): rRNA (adenine-N6,N6-)-dimethyltransferase activity
Source: RefSeq, a predicted model, not a curated record